Messenger RNA from Acipenser ruthenus (sterlet), 8789 nucleotides. Its product is annotated as unconventional myosin-IXAa-like. The transcript has 45 exons. Gene Ontology annotation, biological process: intracellular signal transduction; positive regulation of GTPase activity. Gene Ontology annotation, molecular function: protein binding; GTPase activator activity; microfilament motor activity. Gene Ontology annotation, cellular component: myosin complex. The record is from RefSeq and is a predicted model, not a curated record. The coding region runs from base 490 to 8475 and encodes 2661 amino acids. Lineage: Eukaryota; Metazoa; Chordata; Actinopteri; Acipenseriformes; Acipenseridae.
CUUCCUUGCUUGCCAGGCACAGCCUCCCGCCGCCGCCCCCCUCUCUCUUUUGACUUGUAUGCACCGGGAACGUGCGCUGUGCACGAGUAUGAGAGGCUGCACUGAUUAGCUAACGCGUACAAGCAGUUGUAAAGCGAGAGAGAUACGUUAGAGAAGAGAAGGAUUUUAUUAGGAUUUUUUUUUAAGGGAAGAGGACAGGACUGCCCAGCGUUGCUUUGCUCAGAAGCAUGGGAUUUAAGUGAAAAUGCCAAACAGCUGAAAAGGAUUUUUAACCGUUUUAAUUCGAAAUCUGUUGGGAUUUUACAUAGGACUUGUUCUGUCUGUAUUUGUAAGAAGGCAAGCGCGCCCCCGACACCCGAAAAGAGCUGCUCGCGGGAGCGCGCAUGAGUGGAUAUACGCAGCUGAGGGGAGUUGUAAUGUCUUGAAGCAGUUUCCUGGUGCCCUUUCGAAGGAUGUGCUGCGUUUGCUGAUGGGAACUGCUGCUCCAAUAUGAAUGUGCAUGAUGUUGGGGGGAGACGACGCUUUGAGGACUCAGAGUUCACCCUGCGGAUCUACCCCGGGACCAUAGCUGAGGGCACCAUCUACUGCCCCGUGUCGGCCCGCAAGAGCACUACGGCCGCAGAGGUCAUAGACCACCUCAUAAAUAAGCUCCAACUGGACAAGACAAAAUGCUAUGUGCUGGCGGAGGUCAAGGAGUUUGGAGGGGAGGAAUGGAUCCUCAACCCCACGGACUGCCCGGUCCAGCGUAUGAUGCUGUGGCCCCGGAUGGCGCUGGAGAACCGCUUCAGCGGGGAGGACUACCGGUUCCUGCUGCGCGAGAAGAACCUGGACGGUUCCAUCCAUUACGGCAACCUGCAGAUGUGGCUGCGAGUCACUGAGGAACGGCGGAGGAUGGUGGAGAGGGGCUUCCUCCCUCAGCCCCAACAGAAGGACUACGACGAUCUCUGCAACCUUCCCGACCUCAACGAGAAGACCCUCCUGGACAACUUGCGCAGCCGCUUCAAGCAGGAGAAGAUCUACACCUACGUGGGCAGCAUCCUCAUCGUCAUCAACCCCUUCAAGUUCCUGCCCAUCUACAACCCCAAGUAUGUCAAGAUGUACGACAACCACCAGCUGGGUAAGCUGGAGCCUCACAUCUACGCCGUGGCUGAUGUGGCCUACCACGCCAUGCUGCAGCAGAGGAAUAACCAGUGCAUUGUCAUCUCUGGGGAGAGUGGCUCCGGCAAGACGCAGAGCACCAACUUCCUCAUCCACCACCUCACCGCCUUAAGCCAGAAGGGAUUCGCCAGUGGGGUGGAGCAGAUCAUUCUGGGGGCUGGGCCUGUCCUGGAGGCAUUUGGAAACGCAAAGACGGCUCACAAUAACAACUCCAGCAGGUUUGGCAAGUUCAUUCAAGUGAAUUACCAUGAGACCGGCACAGUCAGGGGAGCUUACGUAGAGAAAUAUUUGCUGGAAAAAUCAAGACUGGUCUAUCAGGAGCACAAUGAACGGAACUACCAUGUCUUUUACUACCUGCUGGCAGGAGCGAGUGAAGAGGAGAGGACGGCGUUCCACCUUAAACAGCCUGAGGAGUACCAUUAUCUCAAUCAGAUGACAAAGAAACCCCUUCGACUGCACUGGGAAAAUUACUAUGAAUCCGAGCUGCAGGACUGUUUCACGGUGGAGGGGGAGGAUCUGAAGCACGACUUUGAGCGAUUGCAGCUGGCCAUGGAGAUGGUGGGGUUCCUGCCUGCAACUCGUAAACAGAUCUUCUCCUUGUUGUCUGCAAUCCUGCACUUAGGGAAUAUCCGUUACAAGAAGAAAACCUAUCGGGAUGACUCCAUUGAUAUCUGUAACCCUGAGGCACUGCCAGUCGUGUCGAAGUUGCUAGAGGUGAAGGAAGAGAUGCUGUUUGACGCUCUCACUACCAGGAAGACGAUGACAGUGGGGGAGAGGCUCAUCGUGCCCUAUAGGCUUUCUGAGGCUGUGACAGUACGGGACUCCAUGGCAAAGUCCCUGUACAGUGCGCUGUUUGACUGGAUUGUGUUCAGAAUCAACCAUGCGCUUCUCAAUACCCGGGACCUGGAGGAGAACACGAAGAUCCUGUCGAUCGGAGUUCUUGACAUCUUUGGAUUUGAAGACUACGAGAACAACAGCUUUGAACAGUUUUGCAUUAACUUUGCCAACGAGCGCCUACAGCACUACUUUAACCAGCACAUCUUCAAUCUAGAGCAGGAAGAGUAUCGCUCUGAAGGUAUCAGCUGGCGCAAUAUUGACUACAUUGACAACACUGGCUGCAUCAACCUCAUCAGUAAGAAGCCAACUGCAUUGUUCCACCUGCUGGACGAAGAGUGCAAUUUCCCACAAGCAUCGAACCAGACCCUCUUGGACAAGUUCAAGCGGCAGCAUGAGGGAAACAGUUACAUCGAGUUCCCUGCUGUUAUGGAGCCAGCGUUUAUCAUCAGGCACUAUGCUGGCAAGGUCAAAUACGGAGUGAAGGAUUUCAGGGAGAAGAACACAGAUCACAUGAGGCCUGACAUCAUUGCCCUUCUGAAAAGCAGCAAGAACUCCUUCAUCUGUGGCCUGAUCGGGAUUGACCCUGUGGCUACCUUCCGCUGGGCUGUGCUGCGGUCCUAUUUCAGAGCAGUGGUGGGCUUCAGGGAGGCGGGCAAGCGAUACGCUGAGAAGAAAACGGGGCAUGAUGAUGCAGUACCGUGUGCGGUUUUGAAAAGUGUGGAUAGUUUUAGCUUUCUGCAUCACCCAGUCCAUCAGAGAAGCUUAGAGAUUCUGCAGAGAUGCAAGGAGGAGAAGUACAGUAUAACACGGAAAAGUCCCAGAACACCUCUGUCAGACUUGCAGGGUGCUAAUACCAUCAAUGAGAAGACACAGCGGGACUCCUUGAGCCUGGGCUGGAACGGGCGCAGCGUUAGGCAGGGCAGGCUGUCCUCCUCCGGGUCCUUGCUGGAAGAGGACGGCAUCUUCAUGAACUCCACCAGCAGCAAGCUGCUGGAACGGGCGCACGGUAUCCUCAUGCGGAACAAACACUUCAAGUUAAAGCCAAGCCUUCCAAAGCACUUGCUGGAUGUGAAAUCCCUGAAGUAUCUCACAAGCCUGACACUCCAAGACCGCAUCACUAAAUCUCUGCUCCACUUGCACAAGAAGAAGAAAACGCCCAGUAUAAGCGCUCAGUUUCAGGCUUCCCUGAACAAGUUGAUGGAAACACUGGGACAGGCGGAGCCCUACUUUGUCAAGUGCAUCCGCUCGAACGCAGAAAAGCUCCCCCUGCGUUUCAGCGACACCUUGGUGCUGAGACAGCUGCGUUACACAGGCAUGCUGGAGACUGUCAGGAUACGACAGUCAGGGUACAGCAUCAAGUACACCUUCCAGGAUUUUGUUGACCAUUUCCAUGUCCUGUUACCUGAUGGCACUGGCGCUUCUCAACACAGCAUUCGAGAAUACCUGAGCCAGGUGGACCUCAACCCAGACAGCUUCCAAGUGGGGAACACCAUGGUGUUCAUGAGGGAGGUGGAGAGGCAGAGACUGCAGGACCUGCUGCACCAGGAGGUGCUGAGACGCAUCAUUGUCCUGCAGCGCUGGUUCAGAACCCUGCUGGAGAGGAAGCACUUUCUCAGCAUGAAGCAGGCUGCUACUGCUAUACAGCGAUGGUGGCGGAGCUACCGAAUGAAGCAGGCAAGAGCAGAAGCUGAAGCUGACCCCGUCCUCCUCCACGGAGCUGCCACCAGUAUCCAGUCCUCGUGGCGAGGAUACAGGGAGCGGAGGAGGGUCCUGCAGAUGCAGAAAGCUGCCUUCAUCAUACAGAGGAGCUGGCGGGAGCACUGCUACCAGAGAGGGGAGGCUGCAGUUUGCAUUCAGGCAGCGUGGCGCGGGUGCAGAGAGAGGAGAGUUUACAGAACACAGAGGCGCAGGAUUAUACUGCUACAGGCAGCUUGCAGGGGAUACCUGGCGCGGCAGAGGUUUAGAGACCUGAAAGAGCAGAAGGUGACAGAAAGGCAGCUGGAAAAUGGACAGACGAGUCCAACUGAGGAGGACGAAGAGACAUUUGGGAACAAGGACAUCCCGGAGAUUAUGGGAGUGGAUCCCACCAAGUGGGAAGACUGCUCCUAUAAAGAUCGAGAAACCUUUCUGAGCAGACUGAGCUCAACGCAGGAAUGUAACCAAGAAGAAAUGUCGAGAGACUCUCGCUCAGACUCUCUGGACAGGACAGUAGAUGAUGAUAAAGGUGGUGAGGGUUACACAGGGGUCGUGCAGGAAGUGGUGGUUAGAGAGAGGCCAAAAUCUCUGGAUGACCCAAAGCAGAAGAAAGUGGUCCGGGCGAAAAGAGAGAGUCGUAGAAUGAGGGAGCUGGAGCAGGCCAAGUUCAGCCUGGAGUUGCUGAAGGUCAGGUCUACCGGUGGGGUGUCUCCAUCUGAGGAGAGAAGGUGGUCCACCGAACUAAUCUCCCCGCAAGGCACUCCAGACAGCGAGAGUUCACGGGGUAGCUUUGAGCUUUUAAGCAUUGAUGACUAUCCAAAAGUCAAGCCUGCUUCUGCAGAAUCGGAAGAGUCUGGCUCUCCGUCCGGCUUGCUGGAACAUCAGGAUAUUUUAUCCAGCAGCCCUGCAUUGCCUGAUAGUCUUCAGACAGAGUCUGAGAUACUCGAUUCUGAGCCUCUGUCCACCAGCCCCUCCGGUUUGACCCCAAUCCCUAAGAUCGAGAACAGCCUGCCCAUUUUCUACGUCCCGCAUUCCAAGAGCUCCACUGUUGCCCACAGGACCAGUGAGGAUUCUACUGCAGCUAGCAAACCAGCUAAAGAACGGAGAGAUUCAGUCCGGAAGCCAGUGGUGGUUGUGAUCAGUAUGCAGAAAGACACAGUGCUGGAUGACAUAAGUCUAGUACAACAACCUCCCCAGAUGCGGGACAGCGAGUCUCAAACGAUAGACCUCCCUGCAAUGCCCAGGGAAGUAGGUAGCAGCAGCAGCGUCCCGGGAGGGGUUAACUCAGCGGUCCUGGAGAAACUGGAGAAGCUGAACGUGGAGAAGGCUGAACGACAGAAGCAGCAGCAGCAGCAGAACGAGAAGGAAAUGAUGGACCAGAUCCGGCAGCAGAAAGAGAUCCUGGGGAAUCAGCGUAAGGUCUUCGAGCAGAACGAGAGGGACAUGUUCGAGAAGCAGCGCGGAGAGGCCCUGCAGAAGAUCGAGCAAAGCCGGCGGAGUGGGCCGACGCAGCCCAUAGCCACGAGCUCCAAGUCUGUGGAAAGACCGCAGUCCCUCCUGAUCACUCAGGGGCCAUGGGAGCCCGGCACACCCCGGGGUGUGUCCCCGUCCGCAGUGGACAUCCAGAUCAUCCCAACAACAGACACUGGAGAUAAAGAGUCCCUCCGCCUUCCGGCUAAAGAGCGUCCGAUCAGCAUGUUUCUGGAGCGCAGGGAUGGGCUGAGGAGAGCUCCACAGGACCUUGACAAGAUGGACAGAUGGACCCCCAAACUAAAUUUGGAGACACGGGAUGGUGCUGCCAGGAACGAGCGUAUUAGGCAACCCAAAGUUCCAAGUCCGAGCAGAGACAGCACAGCAACUGACAGGCCCACACCGAUAUUCUUCUUGCCAAAGGACAAUAGAGUUGCGUUCACCAAGUUUGAAAAGGAGUCUGCCACUCAGGAGAAGGAUUCUGUCCGUCGGAAAGAGGGGCCUGCGAGUACGAAGCUUGUAAAAGUCACUGGACACAAGGGGCGCGAGGUUGCGAGACCAGCCCAUAAAAAGAAAGCCCGCAUGGCGCGGACUCGCUCUGAUUUCCUGACCCGAGGUACAAACCCAGAGGGGGAGGGGGAAUCGGAGGAGGAUGAGUAUGAUGACACCCCCAUCUCGCCCCCUCUCUCCCCCAGCCUGCCCCGCCCCCAGCCGGAGCCUCUGGUUCGCAGCGGGCAGGCUUGUCACAGUGACUCAGAAAUGCCAGCCUCACAGACCGAAGACCAGAAUAUGAUUCAUAAAACGAUGUCUUCCGGGGAUCUUGGCAAGAUGGACAGCAUGAGGAAGAACGCCCAUACCGAUGGAAGAGUGAGAGGGAAGAUGCGGUUCUGGGGCAAGACGAAGCAGGGUGAUAAGAAGCUGUCGCGAGAGAAGCUGGCCUCCCAGGCAGAGCAGCAGGAGCUGCAAAGGGAGCAGGAGGGCCUGGACACGGGGCUGCACAUGGGUGACGGUCCGGAGCGGCAAAUGACGCCCCCGCACAGCCCAGACUUGGCCGCGGAGCGAGGGAAGGAGUUCAAGGAGAACAAGGAGCCCUCGCCCAAGGUGAGGCGGCGGAAGAGCAUCAAGAUCAGCAGCGUGGCUCUGGAGCAGGCCCAGUGGCAGAACGACUCCUUACAGAUCCUCACCAGCGCCGGCGACUACAAGUGUAUGAACGAGUUCCUGCAGAAGAAGAUCACUGACCUUGACACAGAAGACAGUAAGAAGGACACCCUGGUGGAUGUUGUCUUUAAAAAGGCUCUCAAAGAGUUCCGCCUCAAUAUCUUCAACUCCUAUUCCACAGCUCUUGCGAUGGAUGAUGGGAAGAGUAUCCGGUACAAGGACCUGUACGCCCUGUUUGAGCAGAUCCUGGAGAAGACGAUGAGGCAGGAGCAGAGGGACUGGAGCGAGUCGCCCGUCAAGGUCUGGGUAAACACCUUCAAGGUGUUUCUGGACGAGUUUAUGACCGAAUACAAAACCCUGGACAGCACAGUAGGAAAGGCACCAAAACCAGAACGCAAGAAGAGAAGGAAAAAAGACUCAGACAUUGUGGAGGAGCACAAUGGUCACAUCUUCAAGUCCACCCAGUAUAGCAUCCCCACCUACUGCGAGUACUGCUCGUCCCUCAUAUGGAUGAUGGACAAAGCUUGCGUCUGCAAGUUGUGCAGGUUUGCCUGUCAUAGAAAGUGCUGUUUGAAAACGACAACGAGGUGCAGUAAAAAGUACGACCCCGAGCUCUCCUCCAGGCAGUUUGGGGUGGAGGUCUCCCGCUUGACCAAUGACGAGCGGACGGUUCCCUUGGUGGUGGAGAAACUCAUCAACUACAUCGAGAUGCAUGGGCUGUACACAGAGGGCAUCUACAGGAAGUCAGGGUCCACCAACAAGAUCAAGGAACUCAAGCUGGGACUGGACACGGAUGUCAACAGCAUGAAUCUGGACGACUACAACAUCCACGUCAUCGCCAGUGUGUUCAAACAGUGGCUGAGGGACUUGCCAAAUCCGGUCAUGACCUUUGAGCUUUAUGAAGAGUUCCUUCGAGCAAUGGGUCUGCAAGAAAAGAAAGAGAUUAUUCGAGGGGUGUACUCUGUGAUCGAUCAGCUCCCCCGAACUCAUCUCAACACACUGGAGCGCCUCAUCUUCCAUCUUGUGAGAAUCGCGUUGCAGGAGGACACCAAUCGGAUGUCUUCCAACGCGCUCGCCAUCGUGUUUGCUCCUUGCAUCCUUCGCUGUCCCGACACCAUUGAUCCUCUGCAGAGCGUUCAGGACAUUGGAAAAACAACUGCCUGUGUGGAGCUGAUAUGUGUUGAACAGAUGAACAAGUACAUAGCCAGACUAAAGGACAUCAACAGCUUGGAAUUUGCAGAGAACAAGGCCAAGAGCAGGCUGACUCUUGUACGGCGAUCAAUGAAACCCGUACUAAUUGCUGUUAGAUUUAUGAGCAUAACCCGCAGUGCGAUCCCGCCAAACAACACUAGAAAGGGCAAGGGCCGGCUGCGCAGGUCCAGUUAUCACACCCCCUCGUCCCCGGUGGGGACCCGACUGCCCUCGGUGUCGGACGUGCCGGAGGAGAGCGCUGGCGAGGAGGCCGGUGUGGAGGUGGAGCUCUCGGAGCAGCAGCAGGUGGCCAUGCAGCAGGAAGAGCGCGUCCUGACCGAGCAGAUUGAGAGCCUGCAGAAAGAGAAGGAGGAGCUGACGUUUGAGAUGCUGGCUCUGGAGCCCCGUGCCUCUGAUGACGAGACACUGGAGUCAGAGGCCUCAAUCGGGACGGCAGACAGCUCGGAGAACCUCAACAUGGAUUCAGAGGGAGCCGCGUCGGACAUGUCAGAGAGAAGCUCAGUGUGGGCCGCUGCCCGGCACAAGCAGCCUGAAUCCUCUCGGAAGACGCGCAGGCAGUUGCGGAAGCAGACCGACUCGAUGGACUCCGUGGACUCAACCUCCACAGUCUCCUCCGUCUCCUCCACCUCCCACAUGCACCAGGGAAUGGGCCAGCGCUUCCGCUUCCGAUCCAAAUCCCCGUCAACUGCCUUCUACCGGGCCAGCCCUCCCAGAGACACGACAGAGCCACGCCCAGAACAGGGUGCGGAUGAGCGGCCGCAGUUCACCAGCCGGGGGACCUUCAGCCCCGAGAAGGGAAAGCAGAAGCUGAAGACCAUUAAGAACUCCCCGCAGAAGCCCCGGGAGCCCCCCGAUUCAGCAGGAGGGAGGAAGAGGAACCCCGAACCAGACUUCGGCUCCCCGCAGCAGCUGGUGGUGUACGGGAGCAACGAGUUCAUGGUGUGAGGCCACAGGACAGUGGAGGGAGCUGAUAUUCGGAACUUGAGCGGGGAUCCACCUCUUAUCCUUUCACACGCUGCUUACUUGUCCAAAUCAGCAAUGUGCAAAAUCAUCCAUCUUACCUGCAGCCCAAGAGUGCUAUCCACUGUCAAGUAGGAUGCUGAAGGGGAGAGAAUGGGGUGGACGUGUUCACAGAACUCAGUGGAGAAAGGCUUAUGUUGCUGUGGCCUUAACUGCGAUAUUUUUAUUUAUUUUUUAUUUUUUUUAACUUCAAAGCCUAUGAGGUGCUCUAUGAAAUGAAAUGUCAAGCGAGUGGAAAG